Fonsecaea monophora is the source of this 525-nucleotide messenger RNA. Its product is annotated as 60S ribosomal protein L36. The coding region runs from base 1 to 525 and encodes 174 amino acids. Gene Ontology annotation, molecular function: structural constituent of ribosome. The transcript is spliced from 3 exons. NCBI's taxonomy places the organism in Eukaryota, Fungi, Ascomycota, Eurotiomycetes, Chaetothyriales, Herpotrichiellaceae. Gene Ontology annotation, cellular component: cytosolic large ribosomal subunit; ribosome. The record is from RefSeq and is a predicted model, not a curated record. Gene Ontology annotation, biological process: cytoplasmic translation.
AUGGCGAAAGAACGCACUGAGAAGUCCGGCAUCAUUGUCGGCUUGAACAAGGGCCAUACGGCGAGGAGGAGGAUGGUGACGAGAAGGAGGCCGAACUCGACAUUUCCCCUUUCAACCCAGAUCAAUGCCAGCAUCCGCAAACAAGCAAGGAUACUAAUAUGUCAUUUUUUCCCUCUCACACAGAAAGUCACACCCAUCACCAACAAGCCUCGGAUCUCCCGGCGCAAGGGCGCCCUCAGCAAGCGCACCGCCUUCGUCCGCGAAAUCGUCAAGGAAGUCGCCGGCCUGGCACCGUACGAGCGACGUGUCAUUGAAUUGUUGAGGAACAGCAAGGACAAGCGUGCGAGAAAGUUGGCCAAGAAGCGGAAGUCUUUCUGUGGAGAUUACACGUCCUGGAAUCCCAGCCUUGCGCUGCGAGUUUUCCUGUUCACACUGUUACUGUUGGACCUGGAACUUGUGUGGAAUGCAAACAGGCAACAAAAUCCCAAGAUCCCUAGAAAGCUAACGUUUUGUGUCAUUGUAUAG